Engraulis encrasicolus (European anchovy) is the source of this 2710-nucleotide messenger RNA. It is a transcript of the gene bspry, whose product is annotated as B-box and SPRY domain containing. Gene Ontology annotation, biological process: protein ubiquitination. Gene Ontology annotation, molecular function: protein binding; ubiquitin protein ligase activity; zinc ion binding. The transcript has 7 exons. Lineage: Eukaryota; Metazoa; Chordata; Actinopteri; Clupeiformes; Engraulidae. The record is from RefSeq and is a predicted model, not a curated record. The coding region runs from base 53 to 1453 and encodes 466 amino acids. Gene Ontology annotation, cellular component: cytoplasm.
UGCGUAGAAGGUUAAACCUAACAGUAGAGGGCUUAUCUUACGGCGCGGUGCCAUGACGGAGGACAUUGGAAUUUGCGAUUUAACAGUGGUGUCCUUACAGGACAAUGAGCCAGAGGCCGAAAUGGAAGACGGAGAGACUGCUACCGACCAUCCGAUGAAAACAAAUUCCAAACUGCCCGAGGAAACUAGCAACUGUUCUUUCAGUGAAAGUAUGGACAGCUUUGACGGCAGUGGAAACUCUGUUAUCUCAACAUCUACAAACAAUCCAAAGUCCGAUUCAAAUCCCUCUUCACUGAAGGUCUGUGCCGUGCACGAUACCGAGCUGGACUGGUUCUGCGGUUCCGAAGGAAAGCUCAUAUGUUCUCACUGCGCCAUUGUUGGACCAUGUCAGGGUCACACAGUGACACCACUCGGCACUCAAGUAACAGCAGUAAGGAAUCAACUAGUGGACGUCUGCGAGAAGAUGCAGCUGCAGACUUUGCGGAUUGAGCGCUUCAUCAACCAAACAUUAUCUGCCAAAGAGAAAGCUGUGCAGGUGGAUGCGAGCGUGGCGCGGGAGCGCGUGCUGUCCCAGGUGAGCGUGGUGCGGGAGGCCCUGGAGGAGGAGGAGCAGCGCCUCCUGGAGGCGGUGCAGAGGGAGCAGGAGCGUGUGGAGCAGUGCCUCCUCACGCAGCGCGCACACUGGACCCAGGCGCUCGACACCCUCGCUCAAACGCGCGCCAACCUAGUGCACACGCUCACGCACUCGCACGACGCGCAGCUGGUGACAUCCAGUCAAGACAUUUCGGAGAGGGUGGAAGAGGCAGAGGGCGUGGGUGAGCCGCGUGACUCGGAGCAGCUGAACCUGAGUGCAGACUGCACUGACAGCAGCCUGAUGCAGGGUCUCUGGGCCAGCGCCGUACUGCUGGGGCCCUCAGCUCACGGGCCGGCUAACCUGCGUUUCCAGGAGCGCUCGGUGAGCUCUAUGCUCUCCCUGUCCGCCGACGAGUGCACGCUCACCUUCCUGCCCAAGCGUUCCCGCCACUCGCCCCCGUACGACCCGGCACGCUUCGACUGCUGGCCCAACGCCCUGGGCACCCUGGCCAUCUCCUCGGGCACACACAGCUGGGUACUGGAUGUGGGGCAGAGUGCCGCCUAUAAGAUAGGGGUGUGCUACGCCAGCAUGGACCGUAAGGGCUCGGGCAACGGGGCGCGCCUGGGCUACAACGAUCGCUCCUGGGUGCUGUCCCACUACGAGGGCGACUUCACCUUCUGCCACGCGGGCCGCCACACGCCGCUGCAGGUGAUCCGGCGUCCGCGCCACGUGGGGGUGCUGGUGGACUGGCCCAGCCAGACCAUCCUGCUCUACGACCCGGACUCCUACUGUGUGCUGCACUCCGCCACACACCCCUUCAGCGCCCCCUUGCUGCCGGCCUGUGCGGUGGCCGACCGCAGUGUCACGCUGCUGCACUGAGCACAGGACAGCAUGCAAGUGGGACAGCAGCAAGGGGUUCUUCCCAUCACCCCAACUCCCAUCCUCCCUUGUGCUUGAGGCCUUGAGAUGAUAUCCCAAAAUUCAAUAUAUCGCAAAAGCACAAUUCAAAGGACAUUUUCUCAUCUGCAAUGGGCAUGUUGAAUGGGCAGAAGUCCCCCAAAAGUUGUGUCUAGGCUGACAGCGGGGAAAUGUUAUAGUUUCCUCCACGGAGGCGGAGCGUCAGCGAAGCACAAGGCCACAAGCACAGGUGGAGGAUGGGAGUUAGGAUAAUGGGAUGCACCCAAGGAUGCAAGUGCACCGUGGGGCAGUGUACAAGGUGGAGGAUGGGAGUUAGGAUAAUGGGAUGCACCCAAGGAUGCAAGUGCACCGUGGGGCAGUGUACAAGGUGGAGGAUGGGAGUUAGGAUAAUGGGAUGCACCCAAGUAUGCAAGUGCACCGUGGGGCAGUGUACAAGGUGGAGGACGGGAGUCAGGAUAAUGGGAUGUACCCAAGGAUGCAAGUGCACCGUGGGGCAGUGUACAAGGUGGAGGAUGGGAGUUUGGAUAAUGGGAUGCACCCAAGGAUGCAAGUGCACCGUGGGGCAGUGUACAAGGUGGAGGAUGGGAGUUUGGAUAAUGGGAUGCACCCAAGUAUGCAAGUGCACCGUGGGGCAGCAUACAAGUGGGACAGCCAGGGCUGCUGGACAGUUCUCUAGCUUGGUGAUCCACCUCAUUACCAUGCCCAUUAACACCAACCAUUUCAAUGUUUUUAAUUAGGUGGCUAGAAGGGACAACCAGAGCUGCUGGACAGUCCUAGCCUGGCUACUGCUACUACAGUUAGUCCAACCUUCUAGUCUGGCCGGGCUGUGGUGAUUUCAGACUUCCAAGGAGGCGGGCUUAACCCUUGUGUAUUAAAUGCUUCUGAAACUCCAAUCAAUCAGGCCACUCUUCCCUCUUACUACUAGCAGGGUCAAAGACAGAGCUAGAACAUCCUUGCCUUGAACACGUCCCAAUGAACCAUUGGAAAGGCUCAGUUUUUCUGGCUCCUUUUACUGGGAAUUCUUUAAAUAUUAGUGAUCUUGGCCUGACUGAAGUAUAAACUGCAGUAAUUACACAAAUACUGAAACUGAGAAACAUGCCUCCAGAGGUGUCAUUACGCCAGCACGCUGCAUCUUAGAAAGACACAAGAGAUUUAUUCAGAAGACAAAGGAGGUGCUAUUAAGAUUAAUACAAAAAUAAAAUAAAAUUUCUGUUUUAA